Messenger RNA from Suillus discolor, 270 nucleotides. RefSeq lists its product as uncharacterized. The record is from RefSeq and is a predicted model, not a curated record. The transcript has a single exon. Lineage: Eukaryota; Fungi; Basidiomycota; Agaricomycetes; Boletales; Suillaceae. The coding region runs from base 1 to 270 and encodes 89 amino acids.
AUGGGCGAUAAGAAGAGUCCCGAUGAAUCGAUACAUCUCACUGCAGCAAUGCAAUUCUCUGUAUUUCACAGUGUGAUCGGUUCCAUGUGGUCUGUUGAUGGUGAGGUUUCACAGGAGGUUGUGUCUAGUUUUUACGACAACCUGGUCGAUGAUUCAGGGAGAUUGGACUGCAUGCAUGCUGCAAUGGUGUUGCACAAGGCUGUGAAGAAAUUGCGGCACAGUGAUAUUCCACUGGAACAGCAGAUUGUAUUUGUUCACAUUGGUGUGUAG